Messenger RNA from Tetranychus urticae (two-spotted spider mite), 2052 nucleotides. RefSeq lists its product as uncharacterized. The record is from RefSeq and is a predicted model, not a curated record. Gene Ontology annotation, biological process: SCF-dependent proteasomal ubiquitin-dependent protein catabolic process. Gene Ontology annotation, cellular component: SCF ubiquitin ligase complex. Gene Ontology annotation, molecular function: protein binding. NCBI's taxonomy places the organism in Eukaryota, Metazoa, Arthropoda, Arachnida, Trombidiformes, Tetranychidae.
UUCUCAAUACCGAUCAGCUUUAAAGUGAGUAAAAAGAAAAUUAAGAGAAUUGUGAAAAUUAUAAAAAAUAACUUGGCUCCUCUUUGUCAAUGAUUUAAUGUAAUUGUUUUGUUGAUUCAACCUGUGUUUUUUGACCUUGUGCAUCAUUUACAGAGAUUUUUCAAUAACUUAUUAUGUAAUCACAUCUUUAUCCCUCCAUAACUAAUCUAUCGUUUCCAUAAUUGUAUUUUUGAAUUUAUUUUGAAAUUUUCGUUCUGCUGUUUAUCUGAAAAGAUUAAUCUGAAAAUUAAUAACAUCUUUAUUUUAACAAAUGCUUUCUGAACAUCCUCUUUCAUUAUGAUUGGUGGUAUCAAUUAUUUUAUUAUCCCAUUUUUGAUUGACAGAACAAAUGGAAAACAAUACUCAUGAGUUUCAUAGUCGCACCACAAGACAUCACUUAUCCAAUCUGCUGCACACUACUAAUCAUUUCUACGACUACCAAAAAAUAUCAUCAUCACUAAAAUUUGCCCAUUUUUACCAUUUUUAUCUUUUGAUUUGGAAUCUCCACAUUUAUAACCUCCAUGACUUCAAUAUCAGAUUUGCCUGUUUGCAUACUGAUUCAGAUUUUUUCUCAUAUUAAAACGAUCAGGCAAACUGCUGAUCUUCGUCUUGUUUGCCAACAAUGGAAUCAACUUAUUCUCCGUUAUUGGUCCCGACGAGAAAAGUAUACAAUGACUCAAUACAUUACAAGCCCGGAGUCAUUUCUCGAGUAUGCAUCUGCUAUUGCUAAGCGGCAUCCCAGAAUAAAAGAGCUCUCAGUUGAACCAGUUAAUAAAUUUGCUAAUCCAGCCACUAUUGAAGAUGUACCAAGCCAUUAUGAUGUUAUUGGCAAACUAUUUCUUUCACUGGAAAAGUUGAACUUCAUUGACACUUUAAUGGAAGAUGAAGUUUUGAACGCGAUUGUCAAAAACUGUCCCAAAUUGCGGUCCCUUUCUUUACAAUCCUGCCAUGAAAUAAGUGAUACUGGUUUAUCACUUGCAAUUAAAAAUGCCCCUCAUAUUAAGGAGUUGGAAUUAAUUUGUUGCCCUGAAGUUGAUUCGGACCUGGCUCCUGCUUGUCGACAUCUUUCUGCCCUUUCAUUCGAAAAUUGUCCCUUUGAUGCAGAUAGUUGGACUAAAUUAUCAGAAGCAGGUGGAAAAGAAAAUCUAGAGAAAAUUGCAGCCUGUCCUAUGAAAUACGAUACCCUUUGUUUGAUCAGUCAAAAAUUCCCGCAUUUGAAAGACAUAUAUAUUAAUGAAUUUGAUGAUGAAGAUCAAUUUAUUUCCGAAAAUUACCAUGGUUUUCCAUCACUGGAAACUUUACGCAUUACUUUCGGUAGUGUUUCCGACAAAAGCAAAUUGCUUCAAAUAACAUCUAAAUGUGGUAAAAUUCGAACACUUUGGGUAUGGAAUUGUAUCAAUUCAGCGACACCAACGUUCAUUGCAGAAGUACUAGAACAGCAUGUGAACAGUGUCGAACAUCUCAUCUUGGAUGACAAUCCGGCUGGACAACUUGAGAAAAUUGAUUUAAGAAAUUUUUCUAAACUAAAAAAAAUCACGAUUAUUGGAACUACUUUGACCAAUCAAUUAAUACAACGUAUAAUAGAUGCAAGUCCAUGUUUAAGAUUUUUGGACAUAUCUGAUUGUGUUCCUCCGAGUAAACUCGACAUAAAAGCAACGCAUAAUGACUUUUGGUUGAAUACACGGCCCUUGCCUCAAAGACCGUCCAAUAUCGGUAUUGACCCACCUUACAGAGCUGGUUAUAGAACUAACUACGAAGCUUAUGAAGGUCCUAUUCUUGAAUUGAGCUGUGGAGAUAAACCUAAAUAUUAUUACAAGGUGCAUGACAAAUGAAACCUCAUACCAGAACUAAAUUUAAUGCAGCAAACAACGAAUGUUUUGAUUAAGUAUUUGAUCAUGCAAUAUUUUUGGGCCAUUUACAGCUCAUCUGAUUUUCAUUAUUUUUUAUCACAUGAUUUCAGAUUAACUUCACUCUCUUGAAUCGAGAAAAUAAAAGUUUUAUUGAGUGUCAAAA